Messenger RNA from Dioszegia hungarica, 1476 nucleotides. RefSeq names its product major facilitator superfamily domain-containing protein. Gene Ontology annotation, biological process: transmembrane transport. The coding region runs from base 1 to 1476 and encodes 491 amino acids. NCBI's taxonomy places the organism in Eukaryota, Fungi, Basidiomycota, Tremellomycetes, Tremellales, Bulleribasidiaceae. Gene Ontology annotation, cellular component: membrane. Gene Ontology annotation, molecular function: transmembrane transporter activity. The record is from RefSeq and is a predicted model, not a curated record. The transcript is spliced from 7 exons.
AUGUCCACUUUCAACAACCGGCGCCAGUCUGGCGACAUUGAGGACAAGGCUCAGAUCGACAUGCUCGAGACCGCCUACGAUGCCGAAGCCGCUUCCAUCAACGAGAAGGUCCUUCCUCAGGACAAGGUCGACUACUCUGGCUUCGCCCAAAAGACCGACCCGCGCGAGAUCAAGCUCGUCCGCAAGCUCGACCUUUACAUUAUGACUUCGCUGUGGUCCAUGUACUGGCUCAACUAUCUUGACCGCAACGCCAUCGCUCUCGCCAAGCUAUCCACCCUCGUCCAGGACCUCAACAUGACCGAUGUCCAGUACCAGACCUGCGUCUCGAUCCUCUUUGCCGGCUACGUCAUCUUUGGUAUCCCCUCCAACAUGCUCAUCACCCGCGUCAAGCCAAGUCUCUUCUUGUGCUGCAUCAUGAUGACUUGGGCCGCCAUCUCGAUCAGUACGGCCUUUUCGAAGAAUUUUACCGGUCUCCUCGUCACUCGCUUCUUCCUCGGUGUUGUCGAGGCCCCUUACUACCCAGGAGCCCUCCUCAUCAUCUCCAACUUUUACACUCGGACCGAAGUCGCCACCCGUAUCGCUAUUUUGUACACGGGCAACAUCCUCGCCACCGCCUUUGCCGGUCUCAUCGCCGCUGGCAUCUUCCAGCUCGACGGCAAGCUCGGAUUCGCUGGUUGGCAGUGGCUGUUUAUCAUUCAGGGCUCGGCUACAGGCGUGGUCGCGAUCUGCGCGUACCCCUUCCUGCCCGAUUCUCCCCUCAACACCCGUUGGCUCACUCCGGACGAGCGACAGUUCGCCCAUGACCGUCUCCAGCGCGACAGGGUCGACUCUCACGAGCCUGGAUCAGUCUGGACCGGUCUCCGUCAGGCCGUGUCGGACCCGCGCGUCUGGCUCUUCUGCCUCAUGCAGAACCUCCAUCUCUCUGCCAAUGGGUUCAAGAACUUCUUCCCCUCCGUCAUCGAGACCCUCGGCUUCAACCAAAUCAUCACCCUCGUUCUCACCUGCCCCCCUUACCUCAUCGCCGGCAUCUUUUCCAUCACCGUCUCCCUCACCUCGGGCAAGUACAAUGAACGUACUUGGCACAUCACCGCCUGCAAAGCCAUCGCCAUCGUCGGCUUUGCGCUUGCGCCGGCCACGCUCAACGUGGGGGUUCGGUACUUUGCCAUGUGCGUCUUUACCAUCGGGACGUACGGUGUCAACUCCAUCAUCCUCGGUUGGGCGGCUACGGUCUGCUCGCAAUCCCUCGAAAAGAAGGCCGUAGUCAUUGCCAUGAUGACUUCCAUCUCGAACGCCUCCUUCAUCUACACUCCCUACCUCUUCCGCAACGACGAUCGUCCCCGGUACACUAUCGCCAUGUCGGCUAUGGCUGGGUUCUCGCUCCUCUGCGCUCUUUGCGCUUGGGGGAUGAGGUUUGUCCUGAUCAAGCAGAACAGGACUUUGGCGGCAACUGGGGCGCCGACCAAGUAUCCUUACUAG